AUGGGGGAUUCACAACAAGGAAAUAACAAAGGAAAGGGCAAAGAGAAAGAGAACUAUGAAUCUUGGACCAUGGACGAUACCAAUGAGUUGUUGCAUCUCUUGGUGGAUGCUAUCAAUAGUGGAUUGCGAGAUGCUAAUGGGUCACUUAGCAAGCAAAAUGUAGAAAGAGUGAUACUUCCUCGUCUUAAUGCGAAAAUUAGGUUCCCUAAAACUUAUAAUCAUUAUUUGAGUCGAAUGAAGUGGUUUAAGAAGCAAUAUAACAAGAUGUCGAUGUUUAUGCGUAACAACUCUGGCUUUGGGUGGGACCCAAUUGCAAAGACGUUCACUGCUAGUGAGGAAGUAUGGAAAGAUUACUUGAAGUCCCACCCAAGUCAAAGUAAACUUCGAGAAAAAAGUGUAGUUGAUUAUGAGGAUUUGAAGAUUGUCGUUGGGGGUGGAACUGCUACUGGGAAUGGUUCCAUUGCAUUAGGCGCUGAUGAUACCGAUGCAACAACUUAUGGGGAAGAAAAUAGAGAUUUUGGGAUGGAAGACUUUUCAUAUGAUCCUAACAAUGAUGCGUUCAUAGCACCAAAUCACUAUGAACCAUCCUACCAGCCUCCAUCACCCCGCCAAUGCAGUCCACCAUCUCAUUCCCCUUUAGGUUCGGAGGUUCCCACUGAAAAACCAAGCCGCAAUAAGCGAAAUAGAUCCGAGUAUGAAGUGAGUUCUAGCUCAGUUGGGACCAAUAAUCAAGCCAAAGUUCUAGAAAAUCUUUCUAUUGGCAUUGAGACUAUUUCUGCCAAUUUUGUUAAAAUAUCUAACCUAAUGGAGAAAAGAGAAAGAGACAGAGACAGAGAGAGGGAUAUUUGGGAUGCUAUAAAAGAGAUACCAAAUUUGGAUGACAAUACUCGUUACAUGGCAGGUGAAUUGCUUAGUAAUAAAGCAAAGAAGGACUUGUUCUUGAAGAUGUCAUUGGAAGAGCGCUCAUCUUGGAUAAAAUUCAAGUUAGGAUGA
Messenger RNA from Prunus armeniaca (apricot), 993 nucleotides. The record is from the annotation of a GenBank genome assembly. NCBI's taxonomy places the organism in Eukaryota, Viridiplantae, Streptophyta, Magnoliopsida, Rosales, Rosaceae.